Plasmodium adleri (nom. inval.) is the source of this 11268-nucleotide messenger RNA. RefSeq names its product erythrocyte membrane protein 1 (PfEMP1), truncated, putative. NCBI's taxonomy places the organism in Eukaryota, Apicomplexa, Aconoidasida, Haemosporida, Plasmodiidae. Gene Ontology annotation, molecular function: host cell surface receptor binding. The coding region runs from base 1 to 11268 and encodes 3755 amino acids. Gene Ontology annotation, cellular component: membrane. The transcript has 2 exons. The record is from RefSeq and is a predicted model, not a curated record.
AUGGCGACGUCAAUUGGUGGUGGUUUGCCACAAAAGAAAACUGUAUAUAAAAUUGCAGAACAGUUGCAAAAAUUAGCACACCAAGAAGCAAAAAAUCGAUUGGACAAUGAUAUUAAUAAAUUGAAAGGAAAUCCAAGAAACGGUAAAUAUACCCAAAGGGGUGAAGCAAAAAAUCUGCAAGAAGAUUUUUGUAACAUUGACAAAACAUAUUCCAAUGAUAAACGUUCUUCUAAUGAAGGACCAUGUCAUGGAAAAGGUGAUCGAUUUAAAAUAGGAGAUACAUGGAAAAGUGGCAAUUAUGUAAAUAAUAUACACCAUGACGUCUAUUUGCCUCCGAGACGUGAACAUAUUUGUACCUCAAAUUUAGAAAAUUUAGAUGUUGAUAGUAAGGGAGGUCCACUUACUGGUGGCGGUAAAGGUGAUGAUGGUAAUCUUGUUAAUAAUUCUUUUUUGGGUGAUGUUCUGCUAGCAGCAAAAUAUGAAGCACAACGAACAAAGGAGCACUAUAAAAAUCUAAAUGAUGAUCCCGCUGCGUGCCGGGCUGUUCGUCGCAGUUUUGCAGAUAUAGGAGAUAUAAUCCGAGGUAGAGAUAUAUGGGAACAUGAAGAUUUUAAAAGAGUAGAAGGAUAUUUACAAAAAAUAUUUGAAAAAAUUAAAGAUAAACAUCCUAACAUCAAAGGAAACACCCAAUAUAACGACAAUACAAAAAAAUUUUUAGAAUUACGUGAAGAUUGGUGGGAAGCUAAUAGAGAUCAAGUUUGGAAAGCAAUCAAAUGUGUAGUAAAAAAUUUACAUGCCUUUUCGUCUGACGAAACACAAGGUCACGGUGGCAGUUAUAGCGCACAAGGUUACUGCGGUUUCGGCGAUAGUGGUAUGCCUGUGGAUGAUUACAUACCACAAAAACUGAGAUGGAUGACGGAAUGGGCAGAAUGGUUUUGCAAGAAACAAAAAAUGGAUUAUGAAUCGCUGAGUGAUAGUUGUGCAAAAUGUAAGAGUAAUGAUCCCUCUAAUGGAGAAUGUAUGAAAGACAGUGGUGAUUGUAGGAAAUGCACAAAAAUGUGCAACGAAUAUAAAGAUUUUGUUAAAGAUUGGAAAAAACAGUGGGAGGAUCAAUCAAAAAAAUACUCAGAAUAUAUGACUAAAGUAAAAAAUGGUGUUAAUAGUAGUAGUGGUAAUGGAAGUGAGAAACAACUCCUAAAAUUUUUACAAACACUUAAUGAAAAAAGCAAAGCUGAUUAUGAUACCUCCGCAGGGUAUAUAAAAGAGGAGGGAAGAUUCGAUUGUAUGACACAAACCGAUUUCAAAACCGAUACUAGUAAUGAAUAUGCAUUUCGUAAGUACCCAAAAGGUUAUGAUCAUGCAUGUAAAUGUAAAGAACGAACUCCAAGCAAUACAUCCAAUCCAAAAAUUGAAGGGAAUUUGGGAACUAAUGAAAACGAGUGCAAUUUAGGUACAAAAAGUUCUUUUAUCAAUAAAAAUGAUGAUGGUGGUCCAAAUAGUGGUGAAAUAAUUACACGAACACCAUGUGGUACUCAUUAUGUAAGUGGAGCAGGAGGAAGAAUAUCGAAAAUCGGAAGAGAUAAAGAAGGAAAGAAAGAAUGGGCAUGUAAAGACAAUAAAGAUAGGGAUCCAAAUAAAAGCCCGUGCGUUCCUCCACGAGUUCAAGAAAUAUGUUUAGGAUAUUUAGAUAACGAUCAACUUGGUGACAAAAUUACAAACACCAGUAGAACUGAUGACAAGGAAAAAUUUAGUGAAGUUAAUAAUAAAUUUUUAAAAGAAGUUUUAAUAACAGCAAAGUUCGAAGGACAAGAACUAUGGGAUACCUUUGUCACAAGAUAUAGAGGCAAAAAUAUGCAAGAAAAUAAAGAAAAAGCUUGCGAUGCAAUCAAACGAAGUUUUCAUGAUUUAGGCGAUUUAAUUAAAGGUACAAAUAUAUGGCAUGAUGAAAAUACAAAUAAUGCAAACGUUGUAGAAGAACAACUUAAGACAAUAUUUGGAAAACUAUACGAAUAUUAUAAAAAUAUGAAUAAUAGUCCACCUAAUAAUCGCAUACAUUAUAAUGAUGAUAAAGAAUUUCGAAAAGGUUGGUGGGCAACACACAAAGACAAAAUAUGGAACGCAUUCAAUUGUAACAAAAAGUGUAAUUUUGACACAACAGCACCUGAUGAUAAACCGCAAUUGUUACGAUGGUUAGAAGAAUGGUCGGAAGAGUUCUGUAAAGAAAGGAAAAAACAAUUGGAAGAUAUGAAAAUCAAUUGUGAAGAAUGCAAAAGUAAAAUGGCUAAUCAAAGCGAUGGAACUAUAUGCAAAGAAAAUAAAUGCUCAGAAUGUAUAAAUAAAUGUACCAAGUAUAAGGAGUGGAAAAAUACAUGGGAAGAACAUUGGAAAAAAUUACAACAGUACUACAUAAAGCAAAGCAAGCUAUUUGAUAGUGAACUUCAUAAAUAUUUGAAAGAUCAAAAUGCAAAUGACAAAGAAAUGAAUGAACUUAUUAUAAAUGGUUUUGACGGUAAUAAUUGCACAUAUGAAAAAACAUUGAAAAGUGGUAUGGCUUUUAUGGAUACACCACAUGAAUACUCUAAUGAAUGCGAUUGCGAAGAAAAAUUAAGAUUACGAAAAAUUGCGGAUCAAAAUAAUUCUGCAGGUACCACAUCAGAAAAAUCAAAGAUAUGUGACGGCGUCUUUGCUGGUACAUGGGAUAUAUGGGAUUGUACAACACAAAGUAAUAUAUGUGUAAAAAAAGAUAGUAAUUACGAUGUAAAUAAUGUUCAUGAAAAAUUUGAUGAAUUAUUUGAUGAAUGGGUAAAUUCCUUUUUAAAUGAACAAAAGCAGUUGAAAGAAAAAACAAACGGAUGCAUGACUUUAAAUUCAGAAAAAUGUCCUCAUGGUUGUCAAAAUAAAUGUCUGUGUUAUAAAAAAUGGGUAAAUAAAAAAAACGAAGAAUGGAGAAAACAAAAAAAGUAUUACGAAGUAUAUGGUAAACGAAAAGGCAGUUCUGGUAAUUUUGGUUCAGGAGGGGUUGGUACUAUAGGUGGCCUAGAACAAAAUGCUGAACGUUAUGUGACUUUGACCUAUAAGAAACAACUUGAGGAAGCACUAGAACCGCCGGAAAGUAUAGCAGCAGUUCUAGAAAAACAGGAAAAGGACCCGAACUAUGAUCCUAUCAAUAGCAUAUUAGCUAAAGAAUUAGAAAAAUCAAACCAAUGCACCAAAAAUUGUCCUGUAAACAUACCAUGUGAUGAAAAAGGGUUCAAGAAUGAUUGGACAUGCGAGCAAGAACGUCCAGACAAAAAAACACCUAACAAUAAUAAAUAUUGUUUGCACGUUAAUAAAAAAAAAACAGAUGAAAUAGAAGAUAAAUAUUUUUUUUUUGAUGUUUUUAACGAUUGGUUAGAACAUGUAUCUGGACAUAUCAAUGAUAAUUUGAAUAUGUUGGAAGAAACGUGUAAUGGACAACAUAUUGAUAAUCAAAAAAAAGAUUUAUGUAAAAAUUGUAAAGAUGAUUGUGAAUGCUAUAAAACAUGGAUAGACAACAUAAAAACACAAUGGGUAAAACAAAAGGGAUAUUACGAUAAAUAUAAACAAAAUGAUGAUGAAAUGAAAAAUAUUGAUCUUAAUAUAUAUUUGAAAGCUUAUUGUAUGUCUAAAAAUAAUAAUAAAGAAAUCGAUUGUACUUCUAAAGAUAGUAAGAAAAAUAUAUAUGAUGAAAUGUUCGAUAAUGCCGAUAUUAAAAAAACGAGUGUGUGCGACGAAUGUAAUGAUGAAAACGAAAAUCGAAAUCGUCAAUCACAAGAACAAAUUUGUGAGGAAACUAAUAGUUCUAUGAAUGGUAUAUGUAAUGAAAAAGUAUAUGAUGGGAAAAUAAAUGAUACGAGUAAAAUCCAAAAAAAGUGGAUAUCAUCUAUAUAUACAAAAAAAGAAACAAUUAAAGAUAUACGUGUUCCUCCUAGAAGACAACAGUUAUGUAUCUCAUAUCUUAAGGAUGACAAUAAUAUUAAGGAUGAAUCUGAUUUAAAAAAAUAUUUAAAAGCCUCUAUUAUGAACGAAACAAAACAAUUAAUCACAUAUUAUAAAACUGUAAAUCCUGUAACAGGAAAUAGUAAUUCAAUUAAUGAUCCAAAGGGUUUACCUAAAGGAUUUUGUAAAGCAGUAGAACGAAGUUUUGCGGAUAUAGGAGAUUUUGUUAAAGGAACAAAUUUGGAUUACGCUGGAGAUUCAACAAAUGUAGAAAGUAAUAUAAAAACAUUUUUUGAGUUUAAACAUAAAACAGAAAAUCGUAAAAAUUGGUGGGAACAAAAUAAACGAGAAUUGUGGAAGGCAGUUAAAUGUGGAAUAAAAAAAGUUGGUAACAAUGGUUCGGACUGCCCCCAAAAUCUUGAUUUUGAUCGUCGUGAUCAAUUUUUAAGAUGGUUUGAAGAAUGGGGAAUUUAUUUUUAUAAAGAAUACGAAAAAAAAAUACAAAAAAUUAAAACUGAAUGCGACAAAAAUGUGAAAACAAGUAAAUGUACUGGUGGGAAACUAAAUGGACAAUGCAAUAAAGAUUGUCUUCAUUGUGAAAAAGCUUGUAACGAUUAUAAAAAUUGGAUAAAAAAUGAAAAAGAAGCUGAAUGGAACGAUCAGUCAAAAAAAUAUAAUGAUGACCAAAACAAAGAAAAAUAUUCUGACUAUGACAGUAUGGCAGAUAUGGUUUCUCCUACAGCAUAUUUAAAUUUUAGUUGUAUGGAAGAUAAAUGUCCAUAUAUAGAUUAUCCAAAUGUUAUGAAACUUCAAGAUAAAACAUAUAAAUCAUAUUGUGUUUGUGAAAGUGAUGAGUAUAAAGAUCGAGAGAAAAAUAGAAAUACCAGUUCUCCUUCUAGUAGUACGACUGCGUCAACCACUAUAACAGCAAAUAAUAUAUGUAAUAUGGCCACUUCAAUUAAACAUUGUAAUUACAAAAAUUUCAAAAACACGUACUGGACAAAUUCUAAAGUUAAUGAUCCUUAUGGAAAUAAAAUAUAUGGAGUGUAUGCCCCACCAAGAAGACAAAAAUUAUGUAUUGUAAAUUUAGUCCUACAUUCCACUAAUAAAACUAAUUUGGAACAAUCCUUGCUUACAAAUGCAAAAAAUGAAGCUGAAUUGUUAUUGAAAUAUUAUAAAAAAAAACAUAAUGUUGGUUCUAAUAGUAAUACUGGUCAAGCUCCUCCUGGAUAUUGUGAAGCCCUUAAAAGAAGUUUUUCCGAUUUCGGUGAUUUAAUAAAAGGAAAAGAUAUUCAUGAUGCUGGAUAUUCAUCUAUGGCAAAAAAUCGUUUGAAACAAAUUUUUAAAGACAUAGCUAAAGAAAAAAACAAAGGAGCCGAUCCUACUGAUUUUGAUAUUGAAGAAGAACGCAAAAACUGGUGGGAAUCGAAAAAAAAUAAUGUCUGGAAAGCGAUGACUGAAUGUAAUAAUAACGUUUGUUCUAGUGUUCCCGCCCCUGAUGAUGAUAAAAAACCGCAAUUUUUACGAUGGUUAGAAGAAUGGUACGAAAAUUUUUGUGAAGAACAUACAAAUGAAUUAAAGGAUUUAAAAUCGAAAUGUUCUGUUGGAGACGGUUGCAAAAUUCCUUGUGAUAAUAUAUGUGAAAUUUGUAAGAAAGCAUGUGAUAAAUAUAAUUCUUGGUUACGAACAAAAACAAAUGAAUGGAACGGUCAAAAAACAUAUUUUGAAAAAAAAGUAAAUAAUGCUAAUGAUCUAGAAAAUGAAUAUUAUAAAACAUACACAAAAAGUUAUAAUGAUGCCAAAACUUAUUUAGAAAACGAAUGUCAAAAUAAAUGUGUUUGUUACAACAAUGGUGGUCAAAUUAAUAAAUAUAAAGAUAUAGAUAAAAUAAUCCUUAAAAAUGACGACGAUUACAAACCAUUUAAAUCUAAAUGCCCACAAUGCAAAUAUUAUAUGAUUACAGAAAAAGCUAAAGAAAUAUAUAAACAAAACACUACAGGAAACGUUCAACCAUCAUCAUCUACAAAAUCACAGGAUUCACCAAAAGGACCUAAUAAUAAAGGUAAUGAUGUUCCUGGUGCGAAACCUGCUUCUCCAAAUGCAACUCCACAUAAUCAAGAAACAAAAAACCAACGUGAUAAGGUGGAUCGUGGUACUGUGUAUAAAGGUCCUACUAUAAAUGAAGGAGGAGGAACAGGCGGUGUUGAAAUUCAUACCAUCCCGGAUAACCCAUCUGAACAGGGAAGAGGAAAUGUUAGUCCACAACCUGAUGGCCAAAUAUCUAAUGUAGAUCCUGGAAGUAACAAACCACAGCCUGCACAAGCACCAACACAAAAAACACCGUGCAAAAUAGUGGAAGAAAUACUUAAGAAAAAAGACGAAAAUACUGGUAAAAUAGAAUAUUGCAAUAAAAAAGAUCCAGUAAAUUGGAAUUGCGAUAAAGAUCAGUUUAAAAACGCUGAAAAUAAUGGAGCAUGUAUGGCUCCUAGAAGACAAAAACUGUGCCUAUACUACUUAGCAAAAACAACCAUUAGUGACGAUACCACUUUACGAGAAGCAUUUAUAAAAACUGCCGCUGCAGAAACUAAUUUGUUAUGGGAUAAAUACAUAGAGGAUAUAAAAAGAGAAAAUGCACAAACAGCAAACAAACUAGAAGAGGAUUUAAAAAAAGGAACAAUCCCUGAAGAAUUUAAACGUCAAAUGAUCUACACGUUUAGCGAUUUAAAAGAUUUAUGUUUAGAUAAAGAUAUAGGUAAAAAAACUCCAAAUGGUGAUGUGCAGAAGGCAAGAGAUAAUAUAGAUAAGGUUUUUAAAAAAAGUGGACAACCUAGUGGCCAAGUUGAUGAAAAAACACGUAAAACCUGGUGGGACCAAAAUGCCAGUGAUAUAUGGGAAGGAAUGGUUUGUGGUUUAUCACAUCAUAUCAAAGGUGGUGACACGGAACGGCAAAAACUUACCACAAAAGGUGACUACAAAUACGGAAAUGUGAAAUUCGAUGGUCCAAGUGGUACCAAAUUGUCCAAAUUUGUUGAAAGACCUCAGUUUUUACGUUGGUUCUUCGAGUGGUCAGACGAAUUUUGUAGGGAACAGAAAAAGAUGUAUGACGAUUUGAAGAGGGGUUGUAAGGGCUAUACGUGUGGAGUUACUGAUAAAGAAAAGAAAGUACAAUGUACUAAAGCUUGUAAAAAUUAUAAGGACUUUAUUGACGAAUGGAAAAAGUCUUAUGAGAGUCAAAAAGGGAAAUUUGAUAAAGAUAAAGAAGGAAAAGUGUUUGAGAAAACUCUUGUUAAAAAAGAUAUAGAUGAGGCAGAAAAUGCUCGCGAUUAUUUAGACAAACAAUUAAAAAAAAUUUGCGAUAAAAAUAGUGACUGUUCUUGUAUGGAAAAACCUUUCAAACAAUUAAUACAAACAUCAAAAAUGCGACAUCGUUUUAUUAUUCAUUUUCAUAUGCCAGAAUCAUUAGAUUAUCCUCCAAACGAGCUUAAAAACCAGUGUGAUUGUCCUGAAAUUCCAAAUCAAAAAUCUAAAUAUGAAAAAAUUCAAAUUCCUGAACCUAAAAUACCUAUGAAUUGUGUAGAGAAAACAGCAUAUUAUUUAUCUAAAGAAGCAGAAAACAAUAUGGAAAGUACAUUGAAGCAAGAAAUAUCAACUAUUGAUUGUACAAGGGAAAAUAAAAAUUCUUCUACUAUUGAACAAUAUUGCAAUCCAAAUACAUCUUAUUCACCUGAUAAUUAUGUAAAAACUGAAAACCUAUGUGACGAUAAAGGAAAAUACCGUUUUAAUAAAAAUUCUCAAUGGAAUUGUUACAAAAAUGCAAACAUUUAUCAAGAGAAAAAACAAGUAUGUGUACCUCCAAGAAGAGAACAUAUGUGUAUAAGGAAAAGAGAUGAAAUUAAAAUUCAAAGAGCUAAAGAUAGUAAUUUUCUGCUAAAUAUGAUUAGAGGUAUCGCUCGAAAUGAAGGAAUAGACAUAAUAAAAAACAUAAACGUCAAGAACGAAUGUGAUCUUAAUCCUAUAUGUGAUGCUAUGAAGUAUAGUUUCGCGGAUAUAGGGGAUAUAAUUAGAGGAAGAGAUAUGUUACGAAUUGAUGGAGAAGUUCCUUCUGUUGAAAAAAAAUUACAGCACAUUUUUAUGAAAUUAUUUGUACAAUGGGAAAGAGAAAAUGCUGAAAACAAAAAUGCAUAUCCCUAUUUAUCAUCUUUUCGUUCUGCUUGGUGGGAUGCUAACAGAAAAGAAGUAUGGAAAGCAUUGACUUGCAAAGCACCAAAAAAUGCAAAACUUUAUAUAACAGGAAAAACGGGUGAAUUUGAACGUUUAACAAUCACGCAAAAUAAAUGUGGACAUAAUGAUGAUCCUCCAGUCGAUGACUAUAUACCUCAAAGGUUUCGAUGGAUGACUGAAUGGUCUGAAUAUUUCUGUAAUGCAUUAAUGGUAGAAUUGGAAAAAUUUAAAAAUCCAUGUGAUCACUGUAAAACAAGUGACCAAUGCAAGAAUGAUUAUGAUAAGAAUAAUUGUGAAAUGUGUAAAAAGAGAUGUCAAGAAUAUAAGGAUUUUGUUCUUAAAUGGAAAUCUCUAUUCGAUAUACAAUCAAUAAAUUACAAACGUUUAUAUGAACAAUCAAUAGAUACUAAUGUCUAUACUUAUGAUUAUGUUAAAAAUUUUGUACAAAAGUUGAAAAAAAUUAAAAAUGAAUGUUCAGUUGAAAGUCUUUCUGAAUAUUUACAUGAAACUAGUAAGUGCGUCAAUUAUAAAUUUAAUGAAAAUGAUGAUUCUUCUAAACCCAUAUAUGCUUUUGAAACACCUCCAAAAUUUUAUAAAGAAGCUUGUAGUUGCACAUACCCUACAAAGAAUGCAUUGGAUAAUUGUCCUGAUGAUAGAAAUAAAGAUGUAUGUAAGGAAUUACAAACGUUUACAUUAUGCGCGAAAGAUCAGUAUGAUAAUAAUAUUGAUAAUUGGAAUGCAUACCUUGUUCGUAAUAAUUCCAGUGACAAUUUUGGUGUAGUUAUACCUCCUAGAAGAGUACAUUUAUGUACAAGAAAUUUAACUGGAAAUAGAUAUCGACAAAAUGAAAAAGAUAAAUUGAAAAAAAAUCUUGUUGAUUCUGCUUUUAGUCAAGGAGUGCUUUUAGGAAAAAAAUUUAAAAAUUAUGAAGAUGAAGGUCUCGAAUCUAUGAAAUUUUGUUUUGCGGAUUAUGGAGAUAUAAUUAAAGGUACUGAUAUGAAGGAAGGUAAAAAUGUUGAUGAUUUCAAUAAAGAUUUACAUCAAAUAUUUAAAAAUAAUAGUGGGAAUAAGGAGAAAAUUACUAAUAAUCGUAAAAAUUGGUGGAAUCAAAAUAAAAAACAUGUUUGGCACGCUAUGUUAUGCGGAUAUAAAAAAGGAGUAACUGAACCAGCAAUAUCUAAACGAAAAAGAGGAAAAUCAUCUUGGUUAUCAUUUUUUCCCCAUUCUUCAACACCAGCAGCUGCAAAUAUUCCCGAUAAUUGGUGCCAAUUAACUACUGAAGAUGAAAGUCCUCAAUUUCUUCGUUGGUUUAAAGAAUGGACUAAAAUUUUCUGUACUAAAAGAAAUAAAUUGUAUGAAGAGGUACAGAAUACAUGUAAAUUAGCUAAAUGUAAUACUGCGGAUGGAACAAUUGACACAGAAAAGUGUCAAAAAGCUUGUGAUGAAUAUAGUAAUUUUAUUUCGAUCAAAAAAGAAGUGUAUCAGGCACAAAAGAGUCAAUACGAUAAGAAUUAUAAAAAUAAAAAUUGUGGUGGUAGAGAAGCUGAAGAUUAUUUGAAAAUUAAAUGUAAAGAGGGUAAAUGUGAUUGUCUCUUUCAAAAUUUUAAGGAUGGAACAAAUUGGCAAAAUCCAUAUGAAUCGCUGGAUGGUACUAUUAAAGAUAAAUGUGAUUGUAAAAUUAUUCCACCUGCUCCUACAACUCCAGAACUUGCUCCACCAGUACCAGAACACAAAGAUGCCACAGAACCUGUUAUACCAUCAUUUCCACAAAAUGACGAACCAGAUGUCACAAAUAACAUAUUAUCAUCUACACUCCCCGUUGGAAUAAGUUUUGCCUUAGGUUCCAUCGCUUUAUUAUUUUACCUGAAGAAAAAACCCAAAAGUUCUGUGGAUAUUUUUCGUGUGCUUGAUAUACCCCAAAACGAUUAUGGAAUACCUGAUGAAACAUCCACCAAUAGAUAUGUACCAUAUGGCAAAUAUAAAGGCAAAACCUACAUAUAUGUAGAAGGAGACGAACCGGACCAUUAUAAUUAUCUUCGUGAUAUAUCAUCUUCAGACCUAACAUCAUCAGAAAGUGAGUAUGAAGAGAUAGAUAUAAAUGAUAUAUAUCCAUAUAAAUCUCCAAAAUAUAAAACUUUGAUCGAAGUGGUACUAAAACCAAGCAAAAAAACAUAUGAUGUACAGGAUGAUACCUCUAGGUAUCAAAAGGAUGAUAGUUAUAAACUUACAGAUAAUGAAUGGAACCAAAUAAAACAGGAUUUUAUUGCACAAUAUUUACAAAACAUACAAAUGAAUUUACCUAAUGAGAAUAUCAUUGAUGAUAAUGUGUAUAAGGAUACACUACCUAAUAUUUUAGACAUUAAUAUAGAAGAAAAGCCUUUUAUUACUCAAAUCCAAGAUAGAGUUUUACAUGAUGAUCACGAGGUUACUUAUAAUAUUAAUUGGAAUAUACCAAAACAAAAUGAAAUAAUAAGUAAUACAAUGGGUGAUCCAAAAUAUGGUUCAUCAAAUGAUCAAUAUACUGGAAUUGAUUUAAUUAAUGAUUCGUUAAAUCGUAAUCAACAUAUUGAUAUUUAUGAUGAAUUGCUCAAAAGGAAAGAAAAUGAAUUAUUCGGGACUAAACAUACAAAAAAUACAACUUUUAAUCGUGUUGUAAAUGAAACAUAUAGUGAUCCUAUAAGUAAUCAAAUAUAUUUGUUUCAUAAAUGGUUAGAUAGACAUAGAGAUAUGUUCAACCAAUGGAAUAAUAAGGAAGAAAUGUUGAACCUAUUGAAUGAAGAGUGGAAUAAGGAAAAUAUAGAACAUAUAUUGGAUACAUCAUCAACUUAUGAUGAUAUUAAUACAAUUAAUGAUGAAAAUUAUAAUUUGAUUAAUACAAACAAAUAUGAUGCUAAUGAAAAAACAUCUCUUGAACAUCUUAGAUCUACAAAUAUUCCAUAUAAUAAUCUUACAAUUCAAAAUAAUAAUUUUCAAACAAAGAAUUUAGUCACAAAUAUAUCUAUGGAUAUACAUUUUAAUGAAAAAAAUAAUGUGGAAACCACUAAUGUAACACAUGAAGAGGAUCAUUUGGAAUAUAUGUAUAAUUCUUGA